AUGUUCCACAAACGCACCAAGACAAGGAAGCUAAGAGGACACGUGAGCCAUGGGUAUGGACGUGUGGGUAAGCAUCGCAAGCACCCGGGAGGCAGGGGUAAGUGUGGUGGUCUAACACACCACAAAACACUCUUCAAGAAAUACCAUCCGGAUUAUUUCGGAAAGAGAGGCAUCAAGAUUUUUCACCGAAAGACUCAGGCUCUGCGAUUGAAUGCCACUAACACCGGUGAUUUGUUUGCAUUGAUCAGGAAAAAUGAAUUUGUUGAGGGACAGGCACCGAUAAUUGACUGUAGGGCCCAUGGCAUACACAAAGUGCUGGGUAGAGGAGAGUUGUCGUUGAAGCAGCCUUUGGUGGUGAUAGCUAAACAAUUCACUGAAGAAGCAAAGAGAAAGAUUGAAGCGGUUGGGGGCCGAGUGAUUGUCUCUGCUUAAUUAAAAUGAUUAUCUUCAAA
This is a messenger RNA of Vavraia culicis subsp. floridensis, 452 nucleotides long. RefSeq lists its product as uncharacterized. The transcript has a single exon. NCBI's taxonomy places the organism in Eukaryota, Fungi, Microsporidia, Pleistophoridae. Gene Ontology annotation, cellular component: ribosome; cytosolic large ribosomal subunit. Gene Ontology annotation, molecular function: structural constituent of ribosome. Gene Ontology annotation, biological process: translation. The record is from RefSeq and is a predicted model, not a curated record. The coding region runs from base 1 to 432 and encodes 143 amino acids.